GAUGAUUCCUUGACGAAUGACAAAGUUCCAGCUGCAUGUUUUGGUUUAUUGACACUUCAUUCUCCGGUCUUGGCACGCAAGACGUACAGUGCUCUCUUCCAAUUCCGUAAUAGUUUAAUGUUUUGCAAGCUCUGGAUUUCAAUAUUUUCUUUUAUCAGCUCUGAGGAAAUGUUUGAAGAAAAUCAAUUUCAGCCUAAGAGUGAUGUGGCCCCUAAUUAUUACAAGAAACAACUCUCGUGGUUAUGAAUGUGGAUAUAAAUUUUGAGUCAACAAUUCAACAAUUACAAUAAAUCAGUCACAAAGGGCUUGAUUUUUUUGGAGGCAUUUGCGAAUGGUUAAGUUAUUGAUACAAUUUGCCUGAAGUUAAUUGGAAUAAAGCUACCGCUUUGUUGUGUAAAUGAGCAGUCUACAUAUCGUGUGACAGCAUGUUUUGACGACCAAAUAUCUUUACCAAAUCUAAAAACUUUCCUCCUGAAAUGGAAGAAUUUAGUAAGUCGAACAAUAGGAGCAUGGCAAACAUUGGAGGACUUUCGAUCAUACAGGAAUUUUCAAUGAAAAGUUGUGCAUUUACAAGAGUGGACCAUGGCAAGAGCAAUGUUGUUCAAACUGGAUGUACCGAUGGAAACCAAGGAGCUCCAGUUGACUUAAAUAAAGUCAUUCGCCUCGUGGAAAUCCUGAAACAGUGUCAGAAAUUUUUUACUCGCAAAGAAUUUAAAAAUUUACUCAAGCACAGAGCAGUGCGGUCAAGUUUAAGUGGUAUUGCAGAUUUGUACAAUAAAGGACGUAUCAGUUUAGAGAAAAAUGCAAUAAACUGUAUCAUUUCAUUUCUUCGGCUUAUAAAGAAAAGAGAAAAUAGUUGCAAGAAAAAUAAAAGUAACGGAGAAACAACUAAAAACAAGCUAGAGUUAAAACUAUCGGUUAUGAUCGCAGAUUUGAAGAUGAAAAGUACCUCUCGAGACUUGAUUCCUAGAGGGGGAAGAACACCUUGCAAUAAAAGACAAGAAUCUUCAUCCCAGGCCUCAAUUUCUACGCGCAAUAUCACUGGCAGAAAACCGCGAAGAAAAUCUUUAUCAAAAUCUAUGUCAAGGUCUAGAUCUAGAUCUCCUCCUCUUAGAAGAAAUCUUUUUCCGCGGAGGGACCAUUAUCGUCCAAGUCCCCCGCCGAAGCGAAAAAACUCAUAUUCGAGGUAUCGAAGGUCUGGAUCCUGGUCUCCGCUUUCAAGUUCUCGUAGCCGUUCCCGUUCAAGGUCUCAUUCGCCACUAAGAAAAAGGGAUUACUUCGAUAGCAGAGAAAGCAGAUCACGAUUUCGAGAUCACCCCUUCAAAUAUUAUGAAGAAUCCUCAACCUCUAAAUGGCUGCCGCGCUCCAAGAGGCCAAAAAGUCCUGCGGGUCUUAUUAGAGAAAAAAUACACCCCAAUCGACGGUCUCGCAGAUCUUGGUCUCCAUCCAUGGCGUCAUUAAAGAGAGAGGUAGAUAUGUUGAGAAUAGAAAACCAAACUGCUCUGAAGGACCUACGGGAAUUGUUGGCACAUAAUUAUAGUUCGUCCAGUUCAACAACUCAUGACGUCGGUGUACCAUCAAAUCCAUAUUCAAGUUACCUUCCAACCCGGAAUGAUUUCCUUGCCCAAUACGGAGCCACUGUAGAAGAUCAGUGCUUCUCAGUCUCUGAAACCAGCCCCCAAACUCAAUCAAACGGUCAAAAUUCUUAUCAAAUUGUGUAUAAGGGUUCAAACCAAUUUCCUGGACCAAGCAUGUCUUCAUAUUCGCCACCUAGCAACGAAUUUUUACCAGAAUCUGCAGAGCAAAUAAGUCUAUCAAAGCAAUCGUGCAUUAUGCAUGCACCUUUACCUACUGUAUCGCCUCCAGAUGUAUCGCAUGUGCGACUGCACCUUCCAUAUUCUGAUAUUCUAACUUAUCCUUUUCCUUCAAUGGAUACUUUAGUGACACCUUCAAUUUCGCCAUUACCUCCAUCCACGUUGAACGAAUUUAAAUCUCUGAGAACCACUAAAUCGUCCAAUGAGCCAGUUUUAAAUGAAUCAAGUACUGAACAACGGUUUUCAAAAGAGAUUGAACAUGUUGAGAAUAUAGAAACACAAGUAAAAUGCUGCGAAGUAGAAAGGAUUGAAUACUCUGGAGAAAGGGUCAAUAUUGUCAACCCAGCAUCGAUUUUAGAAAGUUUAAGUGACGAAAUUGAGAGACAUGUUAACAUCUUUAGCGUGAACAAACUGUCUUUUGAAACAUCGACAGGCGACAAUGAUACGGUGAAUAGCUCAGAGCAGACGAAUGCGAUUGAUCCAUCAUACAUUGAGAACAGUAAAAGAGAAAAAGUAAGUGUAACCGAUGAAUCAGCAGUUUGUAAAUUUGACAAUAAGAAACAUCGUAAAGUUGAUGAAAUAGAAGGUGAACUAUGCGAGUCGCGUAAACCACGACUGACGCAUUUGAAUAAAGGAACAGCAAACCUUGAAAAAUGUACAACUUCUCCAUCGUCUUGUGAGCACUCCAUCAAAAAAAAUGGGCAAAAUAAUAGAGACUUAGGAAUGGUAGUUAAUGAAAUGUUUCCAUCUCUUAUUAUAUCGGAAGAAUUAAAUACUCAUGAGGAAUCUGACACUGCCAAUAUAAAAGAAGUUUUAUCCGUAACUUCACCGGAAUUGUUGGCAACCCUGAUGAUAGACAAGAUGGACCCCUCUCGUGAAAACGUAGAGAAAAAGUCAUCAAAAUUAGAUUCUAAUUUUGGCACUGUUUCCUUCAACAAAAAUGAGCAACAUUCACCACGCGAACGGUUCCAUAAAAGAUCAACCAGAAACAUGAUGCAAGAAUUUAUCGGGAAUGAUUUCUCUAAAAUCAAGAUUCCUAUAGGAGUAACUCUAAAGAAGUGUUCGGUGCCUUUAGAAAAGACAUCAACUCUCCCUCUGGAAGGCAAAGGGUCAGUCAUGCAUAAGUUUCAUAAUUUAACGAGUAAAGCUGUUUCAACUAGGACGGGUGAGUCAAUUCAUCACAGUUCAACGGGCACACCAGCAUUUAGUGAUUUCAACAGUAUGAAGCGAUCUAAAAAUGCAAAACUACCCACUACUCUCUUGUAUGAAGCAGAAAAGACUCAUCUGAAUAGUGAGCCAGUAAUAAGCUCCAAAAAACUUAGAAAUUUCUCUUUGUUAUCUGAAAAUCAGCAACAACCAUCGGACCAGGUACCACCUAAAAUGGCAGAAUCUCUUUCGUGUCUAAAUGAAGCAGAAACAAACUUUCAUACGGAAUCUGAUGCUACAGUUAUGAGCGAAGUAUCGAAAUUUGCAAGAAUGCCGACAUUAUUAGUAGCCUUGAAAAGAGGCAAGGGCGACCUUUCUCGUGAAAACGUAGAGAAGCAGUUGCCCAAUGUAAUGCAUGAUUUUGGCACUAAUGCCUCUAUUAAAAAUGAGCAAUCUUCACCAAGCGAACAGUCAAGCGAAAAUUCUAACAGGAAACUGAUAAGAGAGCUUUAUGGGAGUGGUUUCUCCAAUAUUCAGGUUCCAUCAGGAGUCGCUCUUAAGAGAUGUAUGGUGACUUUAGGCAGGAAAUCAAAUCUUCCCUGUCCAACGGGCAAAAGGUCAAUUAUGCCACCAAAUAUGUAUAAAGAAUCUGAUGCUGCCAGUGUGAAUGAAUUUUUAUCUAACGGGUUAACAAAAGUGUCAACUGCAGCCUCGGGUCUAGAAAGGAAAGUCCUACCUUGUGAAAACGAAGAAAAACGAUCGCCAAAAUUAGCUGUUACACUUGAUGCCAUAGCCUCUGAUGAAAAAGAAGAUAGCGGCAGACUAUCUGCUAGCAAUCAGUCACAGGAAAGGCUAAACCGCGAUAUGAUAAUAGAGUUUAAUGGAAUUGCCUUUUCAAAUGUAAAGGUUCCCAAAGGAGUCAUUCUUAAAAAAUGUAUGAUUUCUUUAAAAAGAACAUCUAUAGCCAGCCCCUCAGGAAAAUAAAGACUUGAGAUACAGGGGUAUAAUUCAGAUUCGGACAUGAAUACGCUGAAGGUAGGCAUGAACCGAAAAAACGUGAAAUCAUUGAUGGAACCGGGUCAGAUGUUGAGACGGCAAGGUUCUCAGCGAACUUUUUUUUUUUUUUUUUUUUUUUUUUUUUUUUUUUUUUUUUUUUUUUUUUUUUUUUUUUGUGGGCAUGACUGUGGUGCAAGUCUCCUUCAAAGUCUUACAUAGUACGCAAAUUAUAAAAUGUAGCAUUUAA
Molecule: messenger RNA, 4203 nt
Organism: Bemisia tabaci
Lineage: Eukaryota; Metazoa; Arthropoda; Insecta; Hemiptera; Aleyrodidae
Source: RefSeq, a predicted model, not a curated record